AUGCACACACCAGAAGAUGCGAGUGGUGUCAGUGCCGAACAACCAGCGACAAGCGGAAGGACGCACCAGCACGAGGACGAGCAGUGGGACCACCUGACGAAGAAGACGAAGAGCCGACCAUUUACGUGUUUGCUGGACGAGGGCGACGCGGUGUCGACAGCUUGGUGUCCACACGACCUCGCCUCAGCAGAUGGCGGCCGGACGACGUUGUGGUUGAACGCCGCCGACGACGAUAUCGGACCCGCACCGGCCGAUACAUACUGGAGUUCGAAGUUGAACGGCUGGGUGAUCGACUUGACCCAGACGGCCCCCAGAAGCUCUGGAUCAACCAAGCAGAUUACGAGGAGCUGUGGCGACAAGGACGCGUGCACACUGGUGCAGACGAAGAUUCGGACGACAGCGACCAAGAUCAGGAAGCACAAGAAGAUGGCGGCGAUGGAUGAGCGGAUUAGCGGACCAAGAGACAGCGGAUACGGUGGCAAGGACAGCGGCGAUGGACGAGCGGGUUAG
Messenger RNA from Phytophthora infestans T30-4, 510 nucleotides. RefSeq lists its product as uncharacterized. The transcript has 3 exons. The record is from RefSeq and is a predicted model, not a curated record. NCBI's taxonomy places the organism in Eukaryota, Oomycota, Peronosporomycetes, Peronosporales, Peronosporaceae. Bases 1 to 510 code for a protein of 169 amino acids.